Fundulus heteroclitus (mummichog) is the source of this 3312-nucleotide messenger RNA. Its product is annotated as C-X-C chemokine receptor type 5. The record is from RefSeq and is a predicted model, not a curated record. Gene Ontology annotation, molecular function: G protein-coupled receptor activity. The coding region runs from base 784 to 1857 and encodes 357 amino acids. The transcript has 3 exons. Gene Ontology annotation, biological process: immune response; G protein-coupled receptor signaling pathway. Gene Ontology annotation, cellular component: membrane. Lineage: Eukaryota; Metazoa; Chordata; Actinopteri; Cyprinodontiformes; Fundulidae.
AAAGAAAGAAAGAAAGAAAGAAAGAAAGAAAGAAAGAAAGAAAGAGAGUGGGCGUGUAUUAUGUGAAGUGAAAGUAGGCUCCAUUGGUAGCAAGCAGAUGACAGGAAGGCUCUCUGCAUAAAUGAUCAAAGUCAGACUAGCAGACUCCGUGUUUUUAAGGCCUCAGGUGGUUGAACUUCAUCUGAUGCUGUAUUUUCUCGCUGCAGAUGGUGAGACGCCAAACUAAUGAAGUUACACUGAAAAACACACCCUAGCAGCAGCUUCACAUCUUCUUUUAAAUGUAUUUGCAAGGACGACAACUCAAGUAUAUUUCUCCUUCUAACCUCUCAUGAAACUUUAGAUUUUUUUCUUUUUUCUUUUUACAUGCUAACUCCUCCUUCUUAAAUGAACUGAUAAAAAAAGCAAAUAUUCCCUAAGCACUGCCAAAAAGUCCUAACCAGGGGCCUCUGUGGUGGCUCUCAUAUCCAAUUAGCAAUAGACUCACAACAGAGACGAGGUCCACAGUCUGACACAGCCGUGCUCCAGGAACAACCUCAUCCUGAACAUCAACAAUACCAAGGAGGUCAGGGUGGACCACAGGAGGUUCAGGAGGACUGAACAACUUUAUACUGUCCUCACGCUUCACCACCUCCUCCUUGAAAAGCUGUCAUUCCCUUCAGAUGUGCCCCGUAUCUCCACCCAGCAGAAAAGCUUAAAGGCAAAUUGAAAGAAAACCAUAAGAGGAAGUACACAUUUUGCUGCAGAAGUGUUAAACGGUCAUCCGGCACCUAAAAUAUCUCCGUCAUGGCUUUGACAAAGACCUAUGUUGGACCUACGGAGACAGAUUAUGAACUUUAUGACUAUAACUACACCUCAGAAAACUGCGAUGAGGAGGAUGAGGGGCUGCAGACGUUUUACGCGGCGUCCCGCCCGGUGCUCUACGGCUUCAUCUUCCUCCUGGGUUUGGCAGGAAAUGGCCUGAUGGUCGCCGUCCUCCUAAAGCGUCACCAUCGGCUGCGCAUCACGGAGAUCUACUUGCUGCACCUGGCCCUGGCUGACAUCAUGCUCAUAUUCACGCUGCCCUUCUACCUGGUUGAGAGCAUCACCGGCUGGGUAUUCGGAGACUUCUUCUGCAUGCUCAAUGGCGUGUUGCAAAAUCUGAACCUCCUGUGUGGAAGCUUCCUCCUGGCCUACAUUGGGUUCGAUCGGUAUUUGGCCAUCGUCCACGUGAUCCCCAGCCUGCAAAGCCGACGUCCCAAAAAAGUGAACUUAAUGUGCGCCUUGAUUUGGCUCAUCAGUUUGCUCUUGUCACUGCCCAACGCCAUCUUUCUGUCCGUUUCAAAGUACACAAACGACUCGCUGGUCGAUUGUCACUACUAUCGUUUUGGAAACCAUGCGCACAACUGGGUGAUUGCCAACAGGUUGGUGUACAAUGUGAGCUUUUUCCUCUCCUUGGCCGUCAUGUGCUACUGUUACGCCACACUCGCCGUCACGUUGUUCAGAGGUCAGAAAAGCCAAGCGAAGAAGGGAGCCGUCCGGCUGGCUUUGCUUGUCACGCUUGUGUUUUGCGUCUGCUGGCUGCCGUACAACGUCACGUUGCUGGUGAAGACCUUGAUGGAGUUUGACGUCAUCGGGGUCUCCUGCAGGUCUCUGACCCUCGUCAACCAGGUGGACGCCGUGACUGAGAGUCUGGGCAUCUCCCACUGCUGCCUCAACCCGUUCCUUUACGCGUUUGUCGGCGUGCAGUUUCGCAACGAGCUCUUGCACCUUCUGUACCGUCUGGGCUGCGGCCGCUUUUGCUCUCGUUUCAUCAGAGCUCAAGAUUACAGAGGAGCGUCCGUUUCCGACGGAACGUCGAACAGCACUGUCAUGUACUAACCAGCUACUGAUUUAAUCUCAACCAACAUUAAAAUGUGGGAAACAAAAAGGGGCCCCAUAAGGAAUUGGCCAUGGCUAUAAAAUUGCUUAUUUAUAUUAGUACAACAACAGAUUUAAAAAAAGGGCCCCAUAAUGAAUUUGCCAUGGUUAUAAAAUUGCUUAUUUAGAUUAGUAGGACAACAGAUUUUAAAAAAGGGCCCCAUAAGGAUUUGGCCAUGGCUAUAAAAUUGCUUAUUUAGAUUAGUAUGACAACCAAUUUAAAAAGGGCCCCAUAAGGAAUUCACCAUGGUUAUAAAAUUGCUUAUUUAGAUUAGUAGGACAACAGAUUUUAAAAAAAGGGCCCCAUAAGGAAUUGGCCAUGGCUAUAAAAUUGCUUAUUUAGAUUAGUAGGACAACAGAUUUAAAAAAAAGGGGCUCAUAUGGUUCCCAUUUGAGACCCAAUAAAGAUCUGCAUAAUGUAACAAACUGGUCUUGGCAGUGAGUUGCAUUUAGUCAACCAAACCGGGCGCCAUACGAGAAACAUAUUGUGAACCUUGGCCUACACGGUCCCUAAUCAGUUAGGGCAGAAUCCUUAUGGGGCCCCCCAUUUAAAGAGGUUGAAUUAUACUACAUAAAUGAAGCAUUUUUGAAGCAGUAAGGCUCCACUUGUGAAAGUAAACCUGUUGGGGUCUCUUUGGCAUUAAGAAAGCAAUUCUUAGUGCUACACUGUCAGACAGGGGACGUGAAAAACAGGCAUUUAAAUGUUUAAACAUGUCAGAAUGUAAAUAACAUUGAAAAUAGGUAAAAUCACUGGAUCAUGAUUUAAAAUGUUGCUCAGUAUUUAAGCAUCAUAUCUUAGCUUCUGGUGAGUUUUGGGUCACAAACUCCUUGAUGCGGCCAUUUUGUGCCCAUGUACUCAGAGCAUUGCAUUUGUUUACUUUUCCUUUUUAGUGAAAUAUUCUUAAGAAUUAUGUAAAUAUUCAACAAUGCUUAAAAGUAACAUUUAUUUUGGAUACUUUUCUGAAAAUGUAUCUUUAUUAUUUCUUUGGACCAAUUGAAUCUUAUGAGAAGUGAGAUUAUAACCACAAGUUUGUGGACAUUUUUACUGGAAUCAAAAUGUCCUCAGGUAGGAAUCUCACGCCAGGUUGGCAUGAAUCAACCUGAAGCAAACUGCUCCAUUUGUGUAAAAUAAAUCUUGGCUAUUAAGGUACAAAAUGGCAAAAGGGACAAAAUGAUUUGCUGUUACAUUGUUAUAAGUAGUUCACAGCUUUUUUUUGGCACUCCAUGUCCGACUGAUUUGUUUGUAAAGAUGGUAAAAUGCUACAGCUUUAUCCAGCCCUAUGGCAAUAUUACUGAUCUUUCCUUUCUGCAUGUCAAACUUUGCAUUUAUUUUUCUGCUAUAUAAAAUGGAUAAUAGCUGAUAUGUAUUGUAUCCUUUGCUUGUAAUGUAGCCAAAAACUGAAUAAAGAUUUUUUU